AGAAUGUUAUGACUUCAUAGAGUUCACACUACAUACCUUUCUUAAGACUAGUGCUAUAAGGUUGACUUAUAGAAGAUAAACCAUGGGUAGGCAGCUAAAGCAGCUGAGCCUUCUUAUCAAGAAGAACUUCAUACUUUUAUGGCAGAGAAAGUGGCAAGUCCUGUUUGAGAUUUUUCUCACAUUUGUGCUUUUGUUAGCAUUUAGCUUUCUUAAAGGAGUAUUCGAGAUUGAAGAAACAUGCAUGAGAGAAUCCAUGUUGACGGAUCCUCUACAUGAUAUUUGGGGAUCGGAGGCUACCAAGAAAAUCAUCGCAAUGUCUCCUGAGAACGACUUAGUUAAGGAAGUGGCUAAACAAAUGACAAAAAUGGGUGCGUAUAAACUAACUGAUGAUGUUGAUGGUGUAACAACUCUUACAAAAGACAAUUACAUUGAAAAACUCAAAGAAAUAGAAGCUGGUGAGAAGAAGCAUCUGGUGGUAUUUCCCACAAAUGAGAUAUUUGAUGACUACGUCAGAACGAGCUCCGGCCUUUUCAGAGCAGCGGUUAUUUUUGAAGGGGAUGAGAAAAACAUAUCCUACUCACUCAGAUAUCAUAAAAAUGACGCGAUGCAUUGGGGAAAUUGGAACACUGAAAGAUUGUAUCUUCGAGAACCUGCUGAAAAGUUCAUACAAGGAGGAGCGUACGAUAACACAGGAUUUGCUGCGUUACAAAGGUUAAUUGAAUCAAGUAUCCUCAUGGUUAAAAAAGUGGAUUAUAAUCCUGCUAUUGCCCUCAGGCUCGUGCCGAUUCCAUCAACCAAGACUGAUCCGUUCGUUGACAACCUUCUCCCAACCCUACUGCCUUUCUCAAUGCUUAUUGGAGCUUUCCUUAUCACCUCUUCUAUCGCAUCUGACAUCGUUGAGGAAAAGUGUUCUAAAAUGAGAGAAAUUCAGCGAAUGAUGGGUCUGUCUGAUACCAUAAUGUGGCUGAGUUGGAUUAUCCAGAGGUCUUUCAUUGUAAUCUCUUGUUCCGCCCUGAACACCAUCGCACUUAUGUUUUUCGGAUACACACCUUCGAGCGACGGAACGGUUAUUUUUGUGUUUCUACUCUGUUACUACGGAGCUCAUACUUCUUUCAUCUUCUUCAUAGCGUCGCUACAAAGGAACUUGAAAGCAGCACCAGCCUUAAUGGGGUUCCUGACCUUUAUAGAGUAUCUACCGUACAUGGUGCUAUCGAGCAGGAUACCUCAAUUGGGCAGAGGAGUAAAGAUGUUGGUGUCUGUUCUCCCCCUUUCUGGCACAUCUGUCGGAUUGGUCACUAUCGCCGAAUGGGAAAAGAUCAGGCUUGGAGCACAGUGGAGCAACAUAGGGAACGGAAUCAGCGCUGUUACUGAAUUCUCGGUGUCUGAUGUGAUGCUCAUGCUUUUCAUUGACAUUUUCAUCUUUGGAGCUCUCACUUGGUAUGUUGAGAACGUGUUCCCGGGAGAGUUUGGAGUUCCCAACAGUCCCCUCUUCUUUUUAACCAAGAGUUACUGGUGCGGAACUACACCCAAGAAUGUGGAGGUGGAUAGUAAUGGAACAGAUCAUGAUAAGGUAGACCCAGAGUACCAUGAGAAAGUCACACAGAAACUGAAAGCUGGGAUUGUUAUCAAGAAUCUCAACAAAAGUUUCCAGACACUUGAUGGGGAGAAAGUGGCGGUUAAAAACCUGUCGGUGGAGAUGUAUGAGGGUCAGAUAACAGCUCUAUUAGGGCAUAACGGAGCAGGUAAAACAACGACAAUAAAUAUGCUGACAGGAAUGUACCCUCCCUCUUCGGGUGAAGCUACUGUGGGAGGACACAACAUUAUACACGACAUGACCGGAGUACGCGAAAGUAUGGGAGUUUGUCCACAACACAACAUACUAUUCAAAUUCCUAACCGUUCAGCAGCACCUCGACUUCUUUAUCCGUCUCAAGGGGGUUGAGGACGAGAAGGAAAUAGCGGACGAGAUUGAGCAAAUGUUGGAGGCUUUAGGUAUCGAGGAAAAAAGAGACGAAAUGUCAAAAAGUUUAUCUGGUGGCUUGAAACGUAAACUUAGUGUUGGAAUCGCUCUGAGUGGUGGUAGUAAGAUUGUUUUGCUAGACGAACCCUCCACUGGAAUGGACGUAUCGGGAAAACGAGAUUUGUGGGACAUGCUUCUAAAAUUAAAGGCUGGUAGAACUAUAAUCAUCACAACGCACAGUAUGGACGAGGCUGAUCUUCUUGGGGACAGAAUAGCUAUCAUGGCUGCUGGACAGUUAGUCUGCUCCGGAUCCUCUCUAUUCCUCAAGAGAAAAUACGGAGUGGGAUAUCACCUGACUCUGGUGAAGGAAUCAGCGGACAUGAAAGACUCAGAGGUUGAGAAUCUCACCACCUUCAUCCAGAGCCACGUUCCAAGUGCGACGUGUCACAGCAACGUUGGCAGUGAGCUGUCCUACCUUUUGAGUGCCAGUGAUGUUCAACACUUUGUCAAACUUUUCCAGGUACUUGAGGAAGAUUCUGGAAAUUAUGGUGUUGCUAGUUUUGGAGUAUCUCUCACCACAAUGGAGGAAGUAUUCAUGAAGGCAGGCGAGGGACACGACAGCAAUGUAGCUGCUAUAGAUGCGGAUAAUAAAGACGAGAGAAAGAUUAGAAAGUUUGAUAGAAAUGAACUGAACAGUGGAGUACCUCUUCUUGGUCAACAAUUCUUAUGUCUGCUCAAGAAAAGAGCGAUUGUGAGCAAGCGGAACAAAUGGAUUACUCUUGGCAUGGGUUUCAUUCCCAUUCUCUUCAUCUUGGUGGGGUUAUUCACUUACAAGGGCAUGCAAUCUAUUACCGUAGGAGUUCCUAGAGUUCUCUCCCUAAACGAGUAUCCUAACAGUGAGAUAAAGGCAAAUGUAUAUUUUGCUGAUGUCAGGAACACGAAAGACGACCAAUCCUCGAAAGACGACCAAUCCUCGAAAAUAAAAGACUACCUGAAGAACAAACUUGACGUGAUGCUGACGGACUUUACAGACGAAACUAACGCUCUGGAUGGCAGUUAUGGAGGCACUCUAAAAGAUUGUUGCUCAAACCCUUUCUUACAGUUGAAUACGAAAUGCAUUGAUUUGGACGUCCUUAAAUACGAUGUGUGUUACGAUGAUUAUGAAGACUCGAAGUUCACUUAUACUUUCUGUCGUGCAUCAUGCUUUGAUCUAACGGUCGACGAGGACAAAAAAGGAGCAGAUUGCACUGUCAGUCGACCUAACCCAAAAGACCCCAACGAAAAGACCAACUUCUACCAAAACUUAUACCUGAAAAAAGCAACCGAGAAUAAAGGCAGCUUCUUCGUCGAUGUCCAAGGUGGAUUAACAUUGUCGGACACCUCCGACUCUUACACUGUCUACAACAAAGAAGGAACAAAGAUACAAACUGGCUAUAAAGACGGUGACACCUUAGUAAAACUGUCCUCUGAGGAUGAUCCCAUCGACUCUGAUGAAGCUAAAGGGGAUGUUAUAACUGGUUGGAUAAGCUAUCAAGGCUUCCAUCUUAUUCCAGCCUUCUCAUCGGCUAUCACAAACUUGAUCCUGAAUAUGAACGACAAGGAUGUAACAGUGACCGCUACCAACAAGCCACUGCCUGAAUUCCAAAACGAAGGGGAUGAAUUUAGAGUUACCGAGGAUCUCUUCGGAUUUGUUAUCACUUACAUAUUUGCAGGCGCUUUUAUAUACGCCGUUUUUACUCAGAAUCCAGUAGAAGAGCGAACAAGUAAGAGUAAGCAUCUGCAGCAGAUUUCUGGGGUUAACAGUGCGGUGUACUGGCUGUCCAUGAUUACUUGGGAUUUCCUGGUCUAUUUCCUCUGCUCUCUUCUCAUAUUCUUCCUCAUCCUUGCAUUCCAGGUGACUGGUUUGACUGAAGGUGAAUACUGUGCUACCUUCUUCCUGACCAUUAUUCUUGCCGGACUUGCUAGCAUCCCACUAGUCUACAUCCUCUCCCAUUUGUUCGAGAAGACAUCCUCCGCUUACGGUUUUGUCACCAUGAUCUUCUUCUUCGUACCACUUGCAGGCUUCCUCUGUUACAUGAUAGUGUACCCGAUAUAUGAAGCUGAAGAGUUCAUCAAUAAGUUUAAAGGCAUUACUGGGAACAAGUACGAAUGGAUUAUACAUGUUGACCGAGCCCUCCUUAUCCAUCCUCACUACGCUAUGGCAGCUUCCAUGUAUAACCUCAUGCUACUGCGCUCUAAGUAUUUAACAUAUCAAACAUGUAUGGACGCUGUCGGCAAAUCUGCUGCACAGUGUGGUCAUCUUAAACCUGUUGCAUUGUUCACACUCGAUGGUAACGGUGUUGGACGCCAUGUUCUAGCACUAGUAAUAUGUGCUAUAGUCUACAUGGGCGGUCUGCUAAUUAUUGAAACGUGGUGGUUUGUUAUUCGGGCUAAACUGACGAAAGUGAGCCAAUUCAUUUGCCAAUUAAUAUGCAGCAGAAAAGCCAAUAAUGGCGUCAGUGAAGCUGAGGAUGAUAAUGUGACCGGUGAAAGAACUAGGGUAAACGAGAACCUAUCAAGUUUGGUCAGCUCUGAAAGUGUUGUUAUGCGAAACCUUCAUCGUCAGUUCGGAAAAACAACUGCUGUUCAGAACCUUUCUCUUGCCAUCGCUAAGGGAGAAUGCUUUGGUUUGUUAGGGGUCAACGGGGCAGGAAAAACCACAACAUUCAAUAUGAUGACAGGUGACACGGUGAUGACGUCAGAAGGGUAUUUGUACGGUCAUGACGUCACCAGGAACCUGAGGAGUGCUCAGAAGUUUAUCGGAUAUUGUCCUCAGUUCGACGCUCUUAUAGGGCACCUAACGGGCCGAGAGUUACUGGAAAUGUUUGCUAACUUAAGAGGGGUACCCUACUCUGCUUUAGAUGAUAGUGUUAACGAAGUUAUCAGGAUGUUCAACCUUGAUCACGCUGAGAAGGAAUGUAGAUCUUACAGUGGAGGAAACAAGAGGAAGUUGUCGACCGGUUUAGCAAUAAUCGGAUCUCCUCCACUUAUUUUCCUGGACGAACCAACUGCUGGUAUGGACCCCACUGCUAGACGUUUCCUCUGGGAUGUACUGUGUUACCUGCGCGGAACUGGUUGCAGUAUUGUUCUAACCUCCCAUUCUAUGGAAGAAUGUGAAGCACUGUGUACUCGUAUUGUUAUCAUGGUAAACGGAGCUUGCCGUUGUUUGGGCAGUAUACAGGAGCUAAAGAAUACCUCCAGUCAGGGAUACACCAUCUGUCUUCUCAUGGAGCCAGCGGACCAGGAGAAUAUCAUAAACUUUGUUGCGUCCCAGUUCGUGGGCGCAGUUCUGAAAGAGAGUCAUGCAGGUUACCUGAUGUUCAGUCUAGGAACAAAUUACAAAUGGAGCUACAUAUUUGAGAUUAUGGAAACAAAUAAAAGUGCCAUUAACCUCAACGACUAUUCUGUCGCUCAGACGUCUUUAGAACAGGUAUUCCUAAACUUUGCAAAAGAACAAAGAGAUGCUAAUGACAGAAGUGGCGGCUGGUUUGGAAAGAAAAAGAAAGCUCAAAUCAACCCUAAAGAGUCUACCAUGAGUUGGAAAAAGAGUUUCAUAAAAGCGGAACUUUAAGAUGUGCUUUCCGCAUUCUAUUAUUGCCAUUGGUGCUGGAUUUGAAUUAAUCAUUUAGCCAAGUUAUGACUUUAAUUUUUCACUAAGGUGAAGUUCGUUUUACACGACGAUCGACGAAUUUAAUUUGUUGUUCAUCUUUCUAGAUGAAUUUAAAUAUAAACUAAACUUUAAUGAUUGUCAAACAAUCUUGUUAUUUAAUUGAAACGCAGUUGUUAUAUUUUCCGAUAUGUUGUAUGGCAAAUAUUCUGAAGUUACUUUAUAUGUAUGUAUUUAAAUUCUGUGAAUUGAAUUCAAGUUAACUA
This is a messenger RNA of Bolinopsis microptera, 5871 nucleotides long. RefSeq names its product phospholipid-transporting ATPase ABCA3-like. The record is from RefSeq and is a predicted model, not a curated record. Gene Ontology annotation, biological process: lipid transport; transmembrane transport. Gene Ontology annotation, molecular function: lipid carrier activity; ATP hydrolysis activity; ABC-type transporter activity. Gene Ontology annotation, cellular component: intracellular membrane-bounded organelle; membrane. Lineage: Eukaryota; Metazoa; Ctenophora; Tentaculata; Lobata; Bolinopsidae.